Messenger RNA from [Torrubiella] hemipterigena, 1436 nucleotides. The record is from the annotation of a GenBank genome assembly. NCBI's taxonomy places the organism in Eukaryota, Fungi, Ascomycota, Sordariomycetes, Hypocreales, Clavicipitaceae.
CAGGCUAUUGUAGACGCACACCGAAAAGUCGCCGCUCGGCUAUGUAGAUCCCACCUCCCCGAGGUCCCCAACGCGGGGUGUAUAAAAGGGCUGACGUACCACACACCUCUUUGUUGUAUUAGGAAUAACAGUAGAAAAUCUCAUCAUGGCUGCUUCUUGCGAUAAAUCUAAACCGUAUAUGCCGCUGGCCGACAUUGCACCCGGGGCAUACUCCAGAGAGACCGAGGCGACGGCUACAUGCUUCUGUGGCGCCGUUCAACUCGCCUUUCCUACAGAGAAACCCGGUCUGGUUGGAACAUUUGUUUGUCAUUGCGUCGAUUGCCGUAAAAUCACAGGUUCCAUGUUCGCAUCCAACUUUACCAUAGCCGACAGCCAUCUCCGGCACCUGCGCGGCCAAGAUAACCUCCAGACAUUCGCACAAGACAAGACGCCUGUGUCAGGAAAGACCAUGACCAAUUACUUUUGCAAGACGUGCGGUGCGCUCAUGUACCGCAAGGGUGCGGCGUAUCCGGGGGUCAACUUCUUGCGAAUUGGGACGGUGGACGACUUCAAUCUGCACGAGACCAAGCUGAAGCCGCAGACGGAGCUGUUUGUCAAGGAUCGUGUGGGGUGGAUUGCGGGUGUGAAUAUCGAGGGGAUCCCUCAGGUUGCGGGUAUGUCGUAGUUGUUGUGUUUGUGUUUGUGUUGAGUGGGUAGUUGUGGUGUACGGUGUUUGGUGCAUGAUAGGCGUAGAUGUGGUUGUUUGGUUGAUGCAUGACGUUCUGCACGAUGCUGGGCUAAUAAUGAUUCCUAGGCCAACCCGCGCAAUCACAAGCCCGGCUCUAGUACUGGAUGGCGUCCAACGAAUCCAUCCAGCCAUUGCGCGCUUGCUACAUACCCGGCUUCGUUACGCAUUAGCCCAACCAGUUGCCUAAGCUCGAGGGGGGUUAUGCAGGUCCAGAUGCUCUGCUCGACAACCAACCGAGUUGCCAGCUCCUCUUCUUCCUCCCGACUCAAACGAUGCCUCUUAUGAUUCCCAUUGGCUUGCCUGUCCUGGGCUGCUUGAUUGGCCGUGGUGUCACUCUCUCCGGGCGCGGCUAUGAUCGACUUAAGCUCGGGAUAGCGAGCAAUGAAGGCAUCCAGCCAUUCAGGGCUUGCCAUGUACGUGACUUCUUCGCGAAGUAACCCGACGACGCAUCUAACGAAGCUCCGGGCCCAUUUGGUCUGACGCUGAUGCAAGAUCAACCAAUCUGCCAGAAGCUUCUCUUUCUCAGGGGUCAGAACCUUGCGAUUCGCAUUGGCCUGAUCUAUCGUGGCAUACUCUUUCCGGGCUUCAAACGAUCAUGAAGCGUGAAUUUGGUAAUUUCAUACAGCUUGGCAGCUUCUAUGGCUCGAAGACGCCCCUCGCGCACGUCUUGAAUCGCCUUUUGCAGGUUUUCCUCUGUCCAGGUUGGUCG